AUGUCUGACGAAACGAAUACAGUAACUUCUAAUGAAGAUAUCGGAAGCAGAAAGUCCAAAGAUCAAAAGUCAUCAAAAGAAGUUUGUGAAGAAUUCGGAAUUGAAUAUAUACCAAUGAAAUAUACCGAUAAUGAUUUUGUUAAUCUAUCAACUUUUAAAUUAUUUUCACAAAAUAUACGUCCAACUAUUAAUUCACGUUAUCCAAAAUUAGCAACACAAAAAAUAAUGACACUUAUGGCUGCUUAUUGGCGUGAAUUUCUUGAAAUAAAAAAUUCUCAAAAUUCUUCAAAUAAUACAUUAACUGAAACAAAUAAUGAUCAAGAAGGAAAUGAUCGUAUGGAUCUUGAGGAACCACGUUCUAUUGCAACAUCAACACCACCACCACCACCACUAGGUCGUUCUCGUCGACGUCGUGCAAUUGUACAAGAUGAUAUUGAUCCUGAUGAUAUAAAUGAUCAACAAGAUGAUGAUGAUAAUAAUUCUGUAGCAACAAAUUCAUCAUCACGUAAAAUUACAAAUACAAAUAAAAAAAUUCCAUCGUUAAAAAUAAAAUUACAAAAAGAUCAAGCAGCUGCUUUAGUAGCUAAAGAACAAAUGAAUUCAUCAUUAGGUAAUGAUGAUGAAGAAAUAAAACCAUCAAAAAAAUCAAAUCGACAACGUAAACGUAAACGACGUGAUGAUGAAGAUCCAUCGAAUGAAUCAGAUGCUGAAUUUGAAGCUAUGCUUGUACAAAGUGAAAUGAAUGAAGAAGAAGAACAACCGAAAAAAAAACGUGUUAAAAAACCACCAAAACCUCCUAAACGUAUAGCAAGAUUAAAUAAUCGUCGACAACAACAAGCAGCAGCUGAAGAUUUAAUAAAUAUUCCACUGGAACAAGCUGGUUAUGAAACUGAUCAUCAAGAUUAUUGUGAAGUAUGUCAACAAGGUGGAGAAAUUAUUCUUUGUGAUACAUGUCCAAAAGCUUAUCAUCUUGUUUGUCUUGAUCCUGAACUUGAACAAGCACCUGAAGGUGAUUGGUCAUGUCCAGAAUGUACAAAAAAUGGUAUUACUAUUCGUACGAGACAAGCUGCUGCUGCAGCAGCUGCUCGACAAGCCAAAGAAGAAGAAGAUAAUCAUAUGGAAUAUUGUCGAGUUUGCCGUGAUGGAGGCGAAUUAUUAUGUUGUGAUCGAUGUCCAUCUUCAUAUCAUAUGCAUUGUUUAAUUCCACCAAUGACAGUUAUUCCAGAAGAUGAUUGGUUUUGCCCACGAUGUACUAUUGAACCACCACCAUAUGCUGUUAAGAAAAUUCUAACAUGGCGUUGGGUUGUUCAUCCAGAUUUACAUUCAACAGUAACAAGUGAUACAACAACAUCAGAAGUAACAAAGACUGAUGAAAAUGGUGAAUCAGCAACAACAAUAACAACAAUUAUUGAACAACGUACUAUAACAACAACAACUGCUGAUGAUGCUGUACCACCAGCUGAAGGUGCUGGUACUGGUGCUGAUAUUAAACAACGUCUUAUUCCAAUACUAGAUCCAAAUUUACCACCAGGUAUUACACGUGGUCCCUUUAAAACACGAGAAUUAUUUGUUAAAUAUGAUGGUUUAUCAUAUUGGGCAUGUGAAUGGUUACCAGAAUUACAAGUUGAAGUUCAUCAAUCAUCAUUAUGGCGUUGUUAUAUUAAAAAAAUCGGUGAUGCUAAACAACCACAACCAACAAUUGAUAUUGAAGGUGAAGAAGAUGAUGAAGUAUCACGACGUUAUUAUAAUCCAAAAUUAGAACAUCGAUAUUAUAGACAUGGUGUUAGACCAGAAUGGCUUUGUGUACAUCGAAUAUUAAAUCAUCGAAAAGAAAAAGGUGGACAAAUGUAUUAUUUAGUUAAAUGGAGAGAAUUAGGUUAUGAACAAGCAACAUGGGAAAUUGAAAAAGAUGGAAUGUAUACAGAUUUAAUUGAAAAUUGGCAACAACAUAUUGAUAAUUAUUGGAAGUUAAGAAAUGGAGCUGAUGCUGAAGAGAAAAAAAAGAAAAAAUCUGUUUCAUUGAAAGUUACACGUCGUUCAAAUCGUGAACUUGAAGAAAGUCGUUCAGUAGAUGCAAAUGGUGAUUCAGGUGAUGAAAGUGAACGUUCAGGAAAAUAUCCACCACCACGUAAACGUUAUGAAAAACAGCCAGAUUUUAUUGAUGUAACAGGUGGUACACUUCACCAAUAUCAAUUAGAAGGUUUAAAUUGGUUACGUUAUUCAUUUUCACAAAAUACUGAUGUUAUUCUUGCUGAUGAAAUGGGUCUUGGAAAAACAAUUCAAACAAUUGUCUUUUUACAAGCUUUAUUAAAAGAAGGUCUUUCACGUGGACCGUUUCUUAUUAGUGCACCAUUAGCUACAAUUAUUAACUGGGAAAGAGAAUUUGAAUUUUGGGCACCGGAAAUGUAUGUUGUUACUUAUACAGGAGAUAAAGAAGCAAGAUCAGUUAUUCGUAAACAUGAAUUUUCAUUUGAAGAUGAUGCUAUCCGUGCUGGCCCACGUGCAAGUCGUGUUCGUAGUGGUGUUAAAGUUAAAUUUCAUGCAUUAUUAACUUCAUAUGAAUUGGUUAGUGUCGAUUCGGCAACCCUUUCUUCAGUUGAUUGGGCUGUUUUAGUUAUUGAUGAAGCACAUCGUUUAAAAAAUAAUCAAUCACGAUUUUUUCGAACAUUAUUUGAAUUCAAUAUUGGUUAUAAAGUUCUCCUUACUGGUACACCAUUACAAAAUAAUCUUGAAGAACUUUAUCAUUUAUUAAAUUUCUUAAAACCAGAUAAAUUUAGUGAUAUGGAUGGUUUUCUUAAAGAAUUUAGUGAUUUAGCUAAAGAUGAACAAGUUGCUAAAUUACAUGAUAUAUUAGGUUCACAUAUGUUACGUCGUUUGAAAGCUGAUGUUUUAAAAAAUAUGCCGUCAAAAUCUGAAUUUAUUGUUCGAGUUGAAUUAAGUCCCAUACAAAAAAAAUAUUAUCGUGCCAUAUUGACAAAAAAUUUUGAUGCUUUAAAUGUUAAAGGUGGUGGUGGGCAAGUAUCAUUAUUAAAUAUAGUUAUGGAAUUAAAAAAAUGUUCAAAUCAUCCAUAUUUAUUACCAGCUGGACAUUAUGAAGCACCACGUACAGCUAAUUUAGCAUAUGAAGGUUCAGCAUUAACAAAAGCAAGUGGAAAAUUAGAUUUGUUAGCUAAAAUGUUAAGGAAAUUAAAAGAACAAGGACAUCGUGUCUUAAUUUUUUCACAAAUGACAAGAAUGUUAGAUAUACUUGAAGAUUUUCUUGAAUAUUUGGGUUAUAAAUAUGAACGUAUGGAUGGAAAAACAGGUGGUGCUGAAAGACAAGAUGCUAUUGAUCGUUUUAAUGCACCUGGUGCUGAACAGUUUUGUUUUUUACUUUCAACACGUUCGGGUGGUCUUGGAAUUAAUCUAGCUACAGCUGAUACUGUUAUUAUUUAUGAUAGUGAUUGGAAUCCACAUAAUGAUAUUCAAGCUCUUUCACGUGCUCAUCGUAUUGGUCAACAAAAUAAAGUAAUGAUAUAUCGUUUUGUUACUCGUGAUUCUGUUGAAGAACGUAUAACACAAGUUGCCAAGAAAAAAAUGAUGUUAACACAUUUAGUCGUUCGACCGGGUGUUGGUCGUGGUACUAAUAUGAGUAAAAAAGAAUUAGAUGAUAUAUUACGUUUUGGUACAGAAGAUUUAUUUAAAGAUGAUGAUGAAGUUGUAGGUAAUGGUGAAGGUGGUGAAGGUAGUGGUUCAAAAAUUCAUUAUGAUGAUCAAGCUAUUGACAAAUUACUUGAUCGUUCACAAGAAGGCAUACAAGAAAAAGAAGAUGGUCUUAAUGAAUAUUUAUCAAGUUUUAAAGUCGCAUCAUAUGCAACACGUGAAACAAUCGAUGAUGAAGAUGAAGAUAUACGUGAACAAACAACAACAGCAGCUGAUGAAAAUCUUGAUCCAUUUUAUUGGGAAAGAUUAUUACGUGUACAGUAUGAACAAGAUCGAGAAUUAGAAAGUCAUGCAUAUGGUAAAGGUAAACGUUUAAAGCGACAAGUUAAUUAUGCUGUACCAAAUAAUGAUGAAAAUUGGAAUGAACAUAAUUCAGAUAUAGCUAGUGAAUAUGAUGCACCAUCAGCUGGUGGUGAAGAUGAAGAUGUUGAUUUUGAUGAAACACCUGAUCGUAAACGUAAAACAGGACGUGAUCGUCCAUUACCACCAUUAAUAUCAAAAUCUGGUUCAAAUAUUGAAAUCUUAGGUUUUAAUCCACGACAACGUAAAGCAUUUUUAAAUGCAAUUAUGCGUUUUGGUAUUCCACCACCGGAUGCAUUUAAAUCUCAAUGGUUAGUUCGAGAUUUACGUUGUAAAUCAGAAAAAGAAUUUCGAGCAUAUGUUUCAUUAUUUAUGAAACAUCUAUGUGAAAAUGUAUCAGAUAAUGCUGAUACAUUUUCUGAUGGUGUACCACGUGAAGGUUUAUCUCGACAUCAUGUUUUAUCACGUAUUGGUAUAAUGUCAUUAAUUAGAAAAAAAGUACAAGAAUUUGAAAAUAUUAAUGGACUUUGGUCAAUACCUGACCAAGCAUCAAAUGAAAAUUCAAAUGAUUUAGUUGAUGAAUCAAAUAAUAAUACAAAACAACAAUCAACCAAUAAAACAACAAGUAAUACAAGUAUUAUAUCAAAUGAAAAUACAGCAAAUAUUCAAUCAACUGAAUCAAAUGAACAACUCACAGGUGGUACACCAUUAAAUGAAGCAUCUAUCGGUGGUUCAAGUAGUAAUUUAAUUGGUGAAUCAAUGAGUUUAAGUGAUUUAAUUCCUAAUAAAAAUGACAACGAAAAAAAUGAAGCAAGUAAUGAUGUUGAAAUGAAAGAUAAUAAUGAGAUACAAAUUAAGGACGAAAAAGUUGAUGUAACUGGAUCUAAUUCUAAUCUUCCUACGACUGAAACUAGUAAAUCAUCAAGCAAUCGUAAAUCUCAAUAUGUUCGUAGUGAAAAAUUGAAAGAUUAUAAAUUUAUGUUUAAUAUUGCUGAUGGUGGUUUUACUGAAUUACAUUCAUUAUGGUUAAAUGAACAACGUGCAUUGACACCAAAUCAUGAACAAGAAAUUUGGCAUCGUCGUCAUGAUUAUUGGUUAUUAGCAGGUGUUGUAACACAUGGUUAUUCACGUUGGCAAGAUAUUCAAAUAGAUCCAAAAUUUUCUAUUAUAAAUGAACCAUUUAAAAUGGAUAUGGCUAAAGGAAAUUUUCUUGAAAUGAAAAAUAAAUUUUUAGCACGUCGUUUUAAAUUAUUAGAACAAGCACUUGUUAUCGAAGAACAGUUACGUCGUGCUGCAUUUUUAGGUUUAGCUAUGGAACAAACAAAUCCUGCAUUAACAUUAUCACAACGUUUUAGUGAAGUUGAAUGCUUAGCUGAAUGUCAUCAACAUCUAUCAAAAGAAUCACUAGCUGGAAAUAAACCAGCUAAUGCUGUACUUAAUAAAGUUCUUACACAAUUAGAAGAAUUAUUAAGUGAUAUGAAACAAGAAAUAAAUAAAUUACCAGCUACAUUAGCACGAUUACCACCAGUAUCUCAAAGACUUAAUAUGUCUGAAAGAAAUAUUCUUUCUCGUUUACCUAAUGGUCAAAAUCUACAACCAUCAACUCAAGUCCCAACAACAACAGUAACAAAUGGAAAUGAGUAUGCUUAUGGAAGUUAUUCAAAUUUCAUUGGACCUUUUGCAUUACCUGCUGGUGGAAAUAGUAAUAAUAAACCAACUUCUUCGUCAUCGACGGCAUCCGUUGAUUCUUCAUCAACUCGAAUGAAAUCUUCAACACCUAAUAAUGAUGCUUAA
This is a messenger RNA of Rotaria sp. Silwood1, 5796 nucleotides long. NCBI's taxonomy places the organism in Eukaryota, Metazoa, Rotifera, Eurotatoria, Philodinida, Philodinidae. The record is from the annotation of a GenBank genome assembly.